Messenger RNA from Australozyma saopauloensis, 1266 nucleotides. Its product is annotated as protoheme IX farnesyltransferase. The record is from RefSeq and is a predicted model, not a curated record. Bases 1 to 1266 code for a protein of 421 amino acids. Gene Ontology annotation, cellular component: membrane; mitochondrion. Gene Ontology annotation, biological process: heme A biosynthetic process. NCBI's taxonomy places the organism in Eukaryota, Fungi, Ascomycota, Pichiomycetes, Serinales, Metschnikowiaceae. Gene Ontology annotation, molecular function: protoheme IX farnesyltransferase activity. The transcript has a single exon.
AUGCCGUUUCGAUUGACCAACAUUUCCAAACUAUGCCAGAUAAGUCAUACCGGAACUGCCGUGUUUCUGAUAAGGCUGGCGCCAUUUAUACAGAGAUACCCUACGGUAAAAACGUUAAAAGUGGGAUACUUUCUUCGGGCACUCAAUACCCAAAGACCGCCCGAACUGCCUGAUAACAAUAAUGAAUCCCUUGGGAAAGUGGCCUCCAAAAUCUUGUCAUGUCAGGAUUCUGGCGCCGCUUCGUCGCAAAGUCUAAGUGAGGAAGGAAAGCCUCGAAUACCCUUUGAGGCGAUUCCUAAAAAAGCUACGUCUGUCGCAGCCUCAAAUGAUACGAAGAAGCUUCUCAAACAAUACUUCAAGUUGACUAAGCCAAAUCUCACGCUUCUUGUCACCUUGAGCUCGAUCUGCUCGUAUGCCAUCUCGCCUAAUUCCGUGUCCAUCAUUGAGUUAAUCUUUUUGACCGCUGGAACAGCGCUCUGCUCGGGAUCUGCCAAUGCUAUCAACAUGGGAAGAGAGCCUGAAUUCGAUCGUAAAAUGACCCGUACUUCGACGCGUCCCGUUGUCAUUGGUGCUGUCACUCCCAGACAGGCCUUCCAGUUUGCCUUGGCCACUGGCUCUUUGGGAGUAGGAAUCCUUUACCUUGGUGUCAAUCCAGUCGUAGCAUUCUUGGGAUUCUUGAAUAUUGGCCUUUAUGGCUGGACAUAUACUUCUCUCAAGCGCCGCUCUAUCUUGAACACAUGGGUGGGGGCUAUCGUGGGUGCAAUCCCUCCUCUUAUGGGAUGGGCCGCCUCUACAACAUUAAUGCAUCCCGGCGCAUGGUCUCUUGCUGCGCUUUUGUAUGCUUGGCAAUUUCCUCACUUCAAUGCAUUAUCGCACAAUAUCGCUGAUCAAUACAAGGGCGCUGGAUAUGUCAUGACUGCAGCCGAAAACCCCAAAUUAAAUGCGCGUGUCGCCCUCAGAUAUUCACUUUUGAUGUUCCCAAUAUGCUUUUCGUUGAGUUAUUUCAACGUCACUGAUUGGUUCUUCGCAUUCGACUCCAGUUUAGCAAACGGCUGGCUAGCAUACUUGGCCUUCCAGUUCUGGCGCCAACAGAGAAAGAACCACGCCCCAAAUCAUACACCUUCUGCUCAGAGCAUUCUUUUGGCCAAUGUACAGGCCAAAAAGCUUUUCUGGUGCUCUGUGUGGCAGCUCCCAAUGGUUCUCGUGCUUGCAAUGCUACAUAAAAAGGGACAAUGGGAUAGAUUAUGGGACUUUCUUCAACUUUAG